UAGCACGUCGUAGAAAUUUUCAAUGCUUCCAGUUUGUUUCCGGAUAAGGAUUUUUUAUAGGACAGCAUUGCUAUUAGCAACAUUUGGAUGUAAAGUUACUUUGUUGACAGAUGAUAUACGAGUUUACAGUUUUAUACGGUUAUAUAUCUAAUUAUGCGUGAUUUCAAUCAUUAUAUAAUUUGAAUAAAGUCCAAUACGUACCGUACCGUUUCGGGUGUGAAUAUAUUCUGUACCGCUCGGAACAAAUUCUUCCUAGUGUGAAUAUAAAUGAUUAAAAUGAAUCACGCAGUUCACAGACUAUGAUGAAGAAACUAGCUCUUCAGCUGUGUCAAAAUUUUGUUUAAUACAACACAGUCAAAACUAGUGUUCAUCUAUGUUCAAGUAAUACCUUGUACAACGCUGGAAUAGAUGCAAAAUUAAAGUAAAUGCGGCGAAAUUUCCGACAGAGACCUGUCAACCAACAAGCAUAUCGGAAGACAUCUGGAUUUUUAAGAUGUCAAAAGAACUGGCAAACCUUCAGAAAGGGGACUGGGAACCGGCUUAUGAUGACGACGAAAUAGAAAAGGAUCUUUUAUUGCAACUUCCAAAAGACCUUGACAUUAACAAAUUCAACCGUGGGCAAAAAUUCUUCAAGAAAAAUCUUGGUCAAUGUUUGAUAGCAAUGAUGAUGUCUUUAAUUUGUGGACUGAGUAUCAACCGAUUUUUAAAAGUACUUGUAUGCACUGGUAUGUCAUCCACGUCGGAAUCGUCUUUUAAACGCUACAUGAGUACUACAAUGCACGUGCUAAAGUGGCAUUAUGGGAAUGUUUGGAACCCAUCGUCGUCUGCUUUUAAGUCAAUCCGUUCUGUGAGAAAAAUGCAUGCAUACGCGAGAAAAUUCAUGCACAACAAAGAAAAUCAAAAUGAAAAACAACAUUGCUGCUCUGAAGUUGGCCAUACUUACUUAUCGCAGUACGAAAUGGGAUUGGUUCAAAGUGGUUUUAUGGGUAGUAUUGUCAUGUACCCUGAUAAGUUUGGAAUUCGCUGUUCCAUUGAUGAACUGGACGAUUAUGUUUAUUUCUGGCGAUGGAUAGGUUAUUUAUUAGGAAUAAAGGACCAGUUUAAUAUAUGUAUUGACGGCUACGAGAGGGCGGAUGCCAUUUGUCAUGCUAUCGAACAGGAGAUUCUAAUUCCUUCACUGUAUAACCCACCGCCGCAGUUUUAUCCAAUGUCAGAAGCUUUUACGAGCGGAUUCAAAUUCUACCCGGUUGCAAGCGUUAAAAGCAUUAUUGCCACGGGUUUUCGACUUGUUCAUUUGAAGUGUCCGUUUUCGGUUUCUUUUGCAGAUAAGUUAAGGGUUUAUUUUGCAAGAGGUUUCCUUUCUUUUCUGUUUUAUUUUCCAUCAUUUACUUAUUAUUUGAACAGAACUAUUGAAAGGAUGUACCAGUGUCAUCGAUUCACUUAGAUCAGUUAAUUAACCGUUUUCAGCACAUUGAUAUAGAGUUUAUGACGUGAAUUCUUCGUGAAAAAGAAACCGAUAGGGAGGGAAACGGAGCGUAGCGGAGUGACCGACCGAGGUUUCUUUUUCUCGAAGAAUUCUCUUCAUGGACUCUAUCUGACAUAGUGUGAAAUCUACGUUUGACCAAUCAGAAUUGCAGUCAGUCGUGUCGGAUUCUCCGCCUACCUUUGACUAACAAAAAUUGUGUCGGCUUCCUUUGAAAUACGACGAAGGGGCGGUCAUAAGGAAUAAGAAACCACAUUAUUUGAAAAAUAACUCGCUCUGAUUGGUAAAAAAAGGUAGGUUGCACACUAUGGCAACAUUAUUGUUUGUGGCAAAAUCUGCUAGUGCAAAGCAAGAACGACAUAGGCAAAACCUGAGAUUACCAAAGUUUGAGUUUCAAAAUGAAACUUGUAAUACGUAAAGGGCCACAGAACAGUUCCACGUUUAUUUGACUGAUGCCUUGUUUGGUUUUUUAGAAGUUAUUUUUAAAGUGGUGUAAUUUUCAUUUGCAGUUGCAGUCAGGGUAUUAACUACAGUCAGAUUUAGGUAUACAUCAACGCUGUAAGCCAAUGUAUCCAUUUGAAUAGGUUACAUGUUGUAAAACUGAGUACUUAGCAUUCUUAUUGAAACAGAUGGAGACGUAAACAAACUUUACAGUUCUCAAUAUUUUAUAAUAUUUAUUUAUUUAAUAUUAUUACUGUAUAAGAGAACGUUACAUAAAAUGUUAUUUUUUUGCAUUUAAUGUCUUGUUGUAUUACUGUUUCUUUACUAUAUGUAAAGGCCUUACGAAUUACGAAGCUUAAGUAUACAAACAAUGAACAAUGAUCCUACCUUCGUCUGGGAAUUGCCCCCAGUAACUUCAUUGUCAUAAAAACGUUCUUGUUGAAAUGAAUGUAUAACUACAUGAUAACAAAAACAGUCAAAUAUCUAAAAGAAAUUGAAUCAAAGAUGUCCAACUUCAUGUCACGUCAUGUAAUACAUCUCGUAUUAUUUUUACUGUUUAAUAUUUAGAAACUUUUGGUAUCAAUUUGUGCCGUUUAAUAAAUCGUCUGGCUCUACAGGAGUCAGACAUGUUCAGUCUA
Mercenaria mercenaria is the source of this 2562-nucleotide messenger RNA. RefSeq lists its product as uncharacterized. Bases 494 to 1444 code for a protein of 316 amino acids. Lineage: Eukaryota; Metazoa; Mollusca; Bivalvia; Venerida; Veneridae. The transcript has 2 exons. The record is from RefSeq and is a predicted model, not a curated record. Gene Ontology annotation, molecular function: oxidoreductase activity.